AUGCCGGUUGCAAAGCAGGACUAUGGUCUGACGCUGGUUUAUGAAGGGCCGAACCCGACAGUCGACAUCGUCUUUGUCCAUGGCUUAUUCGGCAAGCCCAGGUCGACAUGGACCUUCAAAAAUGCCCAAGUAGCCCCGGGAGAGAACGCAACGGCUUCUGCGAACAAAACAACUGCACCCUCGCCACCAGAGACUGUCAACAACGACGGUUCUGCAAACGCGGUUGUCGGUGCUGGUCCUUCAGCUUCCGCGAAUGACAAUGGCAAACGAUCCAAAGAGGGCCGGAGGUUUUGGAAAGGCAUCACCCUGAAUUUUAAAUCCAAACCGGCUACGCCAACAAAGAAUGUGUUUUGGCCUGCCGAUUUACUUCCUGACGCAAUACCCGCGGCCAGGGUCUUUACCUGGGGAUACGAUGUGGACAUAGAUCACCUCCUUUCAUCUGCUGGACAUGCCACCAUAUUUCAGCAUGCUCGACAACUGGCUCAAGACAUUGCGGAUGUGAGAGUCCAGCCGGAAUUGCAAUCUAGGAAGCUUAUAUUCGUUGCACACAGCUUGGGAGGCAUCGUCGUCAAAGAUAUGCUCAACUACGCGCAAUCUACGCAAACAAAAAGAUUGAAGGAGAUUCUUGAGUCGACAUUCGGCGUCAUUUUCUUUGGAACACCUCAUCGAGGAUCACCAGUGGCAACCUUGUCCAAAAUUGCACAUAAUAUUACAAAAGCUAUGGGCAAAAAUCCUGCAACUAAGACGCUUGCAGACCUUGAGAUAAACUCGGAGACAUUGGAUAGGAUCUCAACCUACUUUAAACAGCUGCUUGAGACUAAAAAGAUAAACAUUCAUACAUUCCAAGAAGAAAUGCCCAUGUAUGGAGUCAUGGUUGUCCCUCAGUUUUCUUCAGUCUUUGAAGGAUAUGGCGAAGAGACGGGAAUAAUUCAUGCGGAUCACCGCGGAAUGACCAAAUUUUCCGGCGCAAGCGAUAAAGGCUUUAUGCGAACAAAGGCGGUCAUGGAACGUUGGGCAACAGAGAUCAAAGACGCUGCGAGUCAGCAGCCGCCUCCUGUUACAAAGACUCCAUUCUUGGUACCAUUUGCCAGGGACCCGGACUUUAUGGGACGGCGCGAUAUUCUUCAGAGCAUAAAAGCAGGGUUCGAAAAAUACCCAACCAUGGCUCUUCAUGGUCUUGGGGGCAUUGGAAAGUCUCAAAUAGCCAUAGAGUUCGCAUACCAGGCACAAGAGGAUAGCCCUUCGACAAUGGUGCUCUGGGCUCACGGCGCCGACGCAAACCGUUUCAGGGACUCUUAUCGAUCCAUUGCAGCCAGACUAAACCUUCCUGGUGUUGAUGACCCUAAUGCCCCGAUAUUAUCGCUUGUAUGCAGUACUCUUUCGGACCCGCGCAUUGGCUCAUGGCUUCUCAUUCUUGACAAUGUGGACGAUAUUUCGGUAUUCAGGAACCCGAGCCGGGAUAUCCCUGACUUGCCGAAUGCACGAGAGAGAGAUAACCGUCCGCUGCGGGACUACCUCCCUGUAUCGCCGAAUGGAAAACUCCUUGUUACAUCAAGAAGCAAAGCCUUUUCCCUUGAAUUAUUAUCGGUACAGUCGCAGGCAUGUCUCAUAGCGGUGCCUCCUAUGGUAUCGGAUGACUGUAUGAAGCUCCUCUUAUCCAAAAUCCCCCCAGAGAGCACCGGGAGUGAAGACGAUAGACAAGAACUCAUUCUGGAGCUAGAAAAUCUCCCGCUAGCCAUAUCGCAAGCCGCAGCAUACAUCAACCAGAAUUCGGAUUUCAUUAACGUUCCUAAAUAUCUUGAAGAGUUUCGCCAGAGCGAAUCUAGUCGUCUCAGUCUAUUGAAAGAAAAUAUCCAGGAUCUCCGGCGAGAUGAGCGGCCAAACUACUCCGUUCUACGCACAUGGGAUAUGUCCUUUGAACAUAUCCAAAAGAACUGGCCAGUCUCGGCCAAAAUGCUUUUCAUUAUGAGUAUUUAUUCCUCUCAGAACAUUCCCGAGAAACUCUUGAUGAAGUCCAUUUCUGAAAAUGAGAGUAUGCGAACCGUCCUCGGGCCGCUACGGCAGUUUCACCUCAUCACUGUCCACGCUGAUCUACAGGUAUACGAUCUGCAUAGGUUUGUUCAGCUUGCCACAAGGACGUACCUCCAGAAUAUUGAUGAGCUUGGCAAAUUUCGUUCCAUCGGGGUAAAGGCCCUCCUCAGCUCCUUGGAGAACAUCCCUGCUUUGCCUCCCAUGGAACUUCGAUUGGCGUACAUGAACUACUUGUCGCAUGCCAAUGAAGUGUCCGAUCACGAAUUUACCCAAUUGGAUGACAUUGAAGCUACAUCUCAGCUGCUAUCACGCAUGGCUGUUCUUUGGACCAACAGCGGCGACCCGUGGAAGGGACUUGCCGCAUCGACACGAGCAAUCGAGAUGAGUAAAAAGUACUCUGACCCUGGUUCUGCCGAGAUGGUCACUCGAUUAGCAGUUCACGGCUAUUGUCUGAUAGAAUCAGGUAAUCCAGCCAUGGGGGAGUCUAUUUUACGGGAAAUGUUCGUCGCGGUCGAUAGUGAAGCCACUGGCGAUGAUUGGAAGAAUCACAGCUUCUUGGGGUUUGUUAUCAGAUAUCGUUGUCAGCUUGCUAUUUCCCUGGAGCUUCAGAGCAAGUUUGCAGGCGCGAUAGAUGAAGUCAAAAGAACCCUAGAACUAAUCGAUUCAGCCGAGCUGGAUCUUCAGGACUCUUUGUACCAGCUCAGAAUCCGUCUUUGCAAUUCUCUAUGGCAGCAACAAAGACUGAUCGAAGCCAGGGAACUGGCUGAGAAAUUUCUCACAGACCUCCAAAGCACAACAAUAUCGAACUCGGCGUAUUUUAUGUUUCAGCUAUUGCGCUUGCUCUUGAACAUCUCCAUGCAGACGAGGCGCUAUGGAGAAGCAGAGACAAUACUUGUUCGACUGGAGUCCAUGAUCGAUACUCAGUUUGGCGACAAGAGCUUCAAUGGCAUCAUAAUGUUACAUGACAAAGCGAUUCUGAAAAUGCGUCUUAAUGACUGUGAUGCUGCCCUGGGCGAAAUCGAAAAAUUGGAAGCCAUCACGAAGGAAAUAUACGGUGAUGGCAUGCCCUCUUUUCUUCUGACAACAUUGUCCGUAAAAGGCGAGAUGCUGGAAAAGGUAGGACGGUACAGUGAAGCUCUUGCACUCCGAGAAAAGUUGCUUCGGAUCCGUACGGAGGCUUUUACACCGUAUCACAGGCAUACAAUCCGGGCUAGGAUCGCGGUCGCCAGCAGUCUCAGUGCGAUGGGUCAGAUUGAACGUGCCUUGGAAGUAAUGCAAGAGCCUAUUGGGACACUGCGAAGAAUGGGAGAACCUGCUAGACCGGAGGCUGCUCUGUGUAUGGUACAGGAAUCGGACUACCUGAUGCAAUUGGGCCGUUCGAAGGACGCCAUUAGUGUAAGCCGAAUGUGCGUGGAGAUGUGCAAAGACUUACCGGAGUCCGAAUUGGAGGUGGAAAUGACGUGCCUCUUCAACUGCGGCUGCCAACUGAAGGAUACUGGAUCGUAUGAGGAAGCAUCCAGAAUGUUUCGCCUCACACUAGACAAAAUGAAAACGAUUCGACCAGAGGUGGAUGGAGAUAUAUCUUCCAUCACAGAGAAACUUGCCGUCUGCUUGGAAAACAGCAAAGAGGUUGAAGCAGCUGAGUUACUGUUCAGACAAAUGCUGCAAACAACGACGGGGACACUGGGGCCGCGCCAUGACGAGACCUUUCUUUGGCAACAGCGAUUGGCAUGUUUCUUGAAUAGACAAAAGAAGUUUGAAGAAGCAGAGAGAAUCUUUAAAGAAGCUCUGGAGGGAUCCAGAAUAGCCCUCGGAUCGCAUCACUUCCGUUCAAUGGCAAUACAGGCCGAUACUGCGCUGCACUACCGAGACUGUGGGAAACCAAAAUUGGCGGAAACACUGGAUAGAGAAGCCCUCAAGUUGAGACAGGAAGCCAAACCCCUUAACGAGUUUGACGUCUUUCAGAGCAUGAACAAUCUGGCAAUGACGCUCCAUGACCUCGAAAAGCACGAGGAAGCAGCGGCACUCCUGGUCCAAUCCAUUGAGGGGCGUACACAGAGGUUUGGUGGUUGCAAUAAAGAAACAGACUUUUACCGAGCCAAUCUUUUAACAGUCCGAAUGUCGCAGCGGGAUUGGAGCAGUGCCGAGACGCUGUGCAAUGUGAUUAUUGACUUCAGAACGCACUUCUUUGGGGCCUGUCAUACCGACACUUUGAGCAUUAUCAAGAAAAGAGUUUGGGUUUGGGAUCAUACGCAGCAAUGGCAGAGAAUGAUGGACUCGUUUGAUGAUAUCAUGGCUCUCUACGAUGAGGGGCGCGGCAACAAGGACGCAGAAACGGUAUCUGUACGAAUACGGCUUUGUCGCGCCUUUUGCGAAACCGGAAUGAUGGAGAAAGCUGAAAUGAUACUGUUGCCGGUUUAUGACGUGGUUGUGAGUGGUGGGAUAUCAGCUACUGAUGCGAGCUUCUUUUCCUUGAGAUACGGCACGGUGUUAAGGGCCAAACGCCGCUUUGUUGACAUGGAAGAAUUCGCUCGGCAGCUCAUCUCGAUGAUGGAAACGCAUUUCCCAGAAGCACAUGAUGGUCAUUCGUCUCCGAAAAUUAUAUUGACCAAUGCUCUCGAGCUCCAAGGACGAUUUUUGGAAGCAGCAAGAGUACAACACGACGUAGCCCUUCAGAAAGAAGUUGCCGAUGGCUACGAGUCAGAAUAUUUCCAAACAUCCUUGAGGGUGUACUUUCAGCUGGUUGCCAGUCCGUUGGAAAUUGAUGAGGCAACUGUGAAGGACCUUUGUAUAUGGAAAGAGAAACUACUCAAAUGGUGUAUCAAUCCAGGUAAAAUCCGAGAGUCUCUGGUUAUUCUGGCGAGGGUCCUACGGAACCAGGACCACCCGGAUAGUAUUGACAUAUUCCGCGUCUGUCUGAAGCACCAGGAAGAGGCAGGCCCUUACAAGGAUCAGCUCAAAUUGAUGUCUGCGAAGAAGGAAUUACAAUGGGCGCUCACUCGAACGGAACGCAGAAAAGAGGCUUUGAAUGUGGCGAAGGAGAUGCAGGGAGACUGGAGACAAUAUCUAGCAUCCCACCCGGAGGUUGAGGAGCCCGCGUAUGUCAGAAUUUUUCUCGGCUACAGUCUUAUAUACUAUGGGAAAUGGUAUGAAGCUGAGAUGCUGGCGGAAGCGCUCUACCAUGAGUGUCGCAACAAACAUGGGGAGGAUCACAAUGACACGUUGGACGCCUUGCGUCUGUUUGGUGCCGCUCAGCUAGCGUGCGGGCGGUAUCCUCAAGCUGUGAAGAGAUACUCGGUGGCCUUGGGUAAGCACGAGUCUAAAGAAAAGACGAGCUCAGUGCUCUUAUCAAUCGUACGGGGGAUGCUCGUUGAGGCGUACAUGAAAGCCGGCGCGUACGAUAAAGCAAAGGCUCUUGCUGAUGAGCCCUUUGUGAAUGAUGCGACGUACAGUGGCCCGAGGAAGCGACAUGAAAUCAGAGCAAAACAACGCAGGUCUGCUGCUUUGGCCAAAUUAGGUCAUUUUGAUGAAGCAAUGGGGCUAGCUUUGACGGCGCUCAAAGAGUUUCAGCUGCUGCUGGGACCAAACGCCGAGUGGACGGUUGAAAGCAUCGUUCUCGUGGCGCAGAUUCAUUUCGAAAGAGGCGAGUUGACAGACGCUAAAGAAUAUGGCAUGAGGGCGAUUGUGAGAUGCCGGCGGAUGGACGUGCUGCACAACGCUCUGAUGGCGAAUUGUCAAAUCCUGCUUGGUCGUGUGUAUGCGUCCCAGGGAUUGCUAGAAAGAUCGCUGGUGAUGUUUCGGCGAGCCUGGAUAGAUUGCAUGGAGAUGUAUCACGACGAUCACCCGAUUUUGAUUGAGGCUCAGAGAGAAACGGUCAUUGCCACAGCAAAGUGGUAUAAAUUGGAAAGACAAGAGUGA
Pochonia chlamydosporia 170 is the source of this 5949-nucleotide messenger RNA. Its product is annotated as kinesin. The transcript has 7 exons. Lineage: Eukaryota; Fungi; Ascomycota; Sordariomycetes; Hypocreales; Clavicipitaceae. Gene Ontology annotation, molecular function: protein binding. The record is from RefSeq and is a predicted model, not a curated record. The coding region runs from base 1 to 5949 and encodes 1982 amino acids.